Molecule: messenger RNA, 2977 nt
Organism: Microcebus murinus (gray mouse lemur)
Lineage: Eukaryota; Metazoa; Chordata; Mammalia; Primates; Cheirogaleidae
Gene: MAP6D1
Product: MAP6 domain containing 1
Biological process (GO): cytoskeleton-dependent intracellular transport; microtubule cytoskeleton organization; regulation of microtubule cytoskeleton organization
Cellular component (GO): microtubule; Golgi-associated vesicle; cis-Golgi network
Molecular function (GO): calmodulin binding; microtubule binding
Source: RefSeq, a predicted model, not a curated record
GGAGCGGGAGCGGGCGCCGGCCGGCAUGGCGUGGCCCUGCAUCAGCCGCCUGUGCUGCCUGGCGCGGCGCUGGAACCAGCUGGACCGCUCCGACGUGGCUGUGCCGCUGACCCUGCACGGCUACUCGGACCUCGAGAACGAGGAGCCGGGCCCGGGCGGCGCCGCCUCGCGCAGGGGCCAGUCCCCCGCGGGCGACCGGGCCCCCGGCCGGGACGUGCCGCUCACCCAGUACCAGCGGGACUUCGGCGUGUGGACGGCGCCCGCGGGGCCCAGGGACGCGCCGCAGGGGCGCGGGCCCGGGGCGGGCGGCCGCAGGGGCAAGCCCUCCGCGCCCCCUGGCCGGGGCGUCUACGUGCUGCCCGUCGGCGACGCGGACGCGGCUGCAGCAGCGACCACAUCGUACAGGCAAGAGUUCCAGGCUUGGACUGCAGUGAAACCCUCAAGAUCCACAAAGGCAAAACCAGCCAGAGUCAUCACUACCCACACAUCUGGAUGGGACAGCAGCCCUGGGGCGAGCUUCCAGGUCCCUGAGGUGAGGAAGAAGUUCACUCCUAACCCUUCAGCCAUCUUUCAGGCUUCGGCUCCUCGGAUUCUCAAUGUGUGACCACCUGCGCCAGGGCGCCACAGUGCUGAGAGGCAGGCUCAGGACCCAUUGCCACCGCGGCUGGCCUGAGAGCAUGCCAUGGUCCUCUCCUGGGGGAAGGGCGUGACCCCUCAAUGCUGCUGUCACCAGGGCUGUAGAACAGAGGCACAGAUGGACCUGGCACUACCCAGCCCAGCUUGGCCUCAACCAUCUUCUUCUUCCUCAAGAAGUUUGUGGAAGGCUUCACAUCUGUUUUUAAGUGCCAUCUGGCCAUCCUUGAGCUUUUAUGUCUGAGGAACUUAAGGAUGGAUUUGAUUGUGAAUGGAACUGGCCCAUGGGGGCUGAGGAAUGUGGACGUGUCAGGUCCUUGAAAGAACCAGCAAUGUCUACUCUGGGUGGUUUUCCCAGGAUGCAUGAUAAUUUGGGUAAUUUUAUAACCUAUGGUAAUCCAAGAUGAUAUCCUUGGAUCUUCCUACAAAUGGCUCCAUGUUUAAGUUAUAGAAGAUAUCUUAGGUUAUCACUUGUAGUGUGACUCAUGGUAAUGCUAAGUGACCAGGAUGAAAUUUCCAGAAGAAAUAGAAUAUCAAUCAUAGGGCUUUCAUUACAAAGACGUAAUUUCUUUAUGACCAAAAUGAUCCUGUUUUAACAAAACAUUUCUUGGGAUUGAAUGAAUGACAUUUACCUUGUGAUAGGUCUCUAAAUAUUGAAUCCCCCAUAUUAUUAUUAAUACUAAUUAGUUUCCUUCCCUAACAUGGAUGACUAGGAAGGGCACUACCAUGCACACUAGGUAAGAACUGGGAGCAUUUUGGGGAAGAAGGUAGCAUUGGGCUAAUUCCCUGAAAGACCUUAAAAUGUCAUCUGCAUAACUCUCGCCCUCCCCCCUUCCCUUCUCACUUAGUGACCAGGGCUCUCCACCUGUUGAGGAGGCAGUGCAUUUUAUUGUCUUCGGAAAGCUCUCUCCUAACUUUCUCCAUAAAUUCUAGCCAGUGUGGCUGCAUGGGACUAGCCUGGUCCCUUCACUGCAUAGUAGCCCUUCAAACAAACAUUUAAAGGGUUUAUAUCUCUCCUUAAAGAUUAGAGGCACAAACUUGGGAGAGUUUUUGGUAAGGAAGCUUCAGGAUUUCCCUUUGGAUUCUUCUUCCUCUCCAGCCCACAGGAGGCUCCUCUGAUGAGCAUUUAAGCCGCAGGUGGUGGCACUCAGGUUUCAGAGCCUUGUCUCCAGCUCUGGCUGCCCAUGCAGCGUCCCCUCAGAGGUGCUAGCUCUGGCAGGCACAGCCCUUCCUCUCAUUCCAGCAAGGAAAAUGCUUUGAUGAGACUCACUUUAAAGGGAAGCCAGAAGCAUAGGCUUACACAGAAGGCUCCAAUAUUUCAGACUCAGUGAGGAAGGCCUGCCUGCAGUUAGAUGUUUCUAAGAAAAAAGAGACUGCCUGCUGGGCAUUCUGUGGGAAAUGUACAGACUAACCAUACAAUCUCAGAUUUUACUAAAAUGCAAAAAUGUACUGUUCAAAUUUUUUAAUUUCUUUAAAUUAUAAGUACAAGAGGCUUCUCAUAACUUUUAUCCUAUCUCUUGGUGGUAAGUAAGGCCUUUAAUGUAACAGGGCUGCUGCUGCAUCCCUUGGAGCUUGUCCACCCUGAGCGCCCGCUCUGUGGGCUGCAGGGCACAGUGGUGUUGUCCACAGAACCCACCAGGUGCCCCUUUCACUUCCCCCCUCUCCCACAUGCUCAUCCAGGAGCCUGUGGUAAACAGACUCUCUGUGAAGCUCUUUUCAGGCUGAAAUCCUGGCUUCUCCACUGACUAGCCGGCUGUGAGCAAUGUGAACUUCCGUUUCUUCAUCUGUAAAGUGAGGAUCCUACAUCUAUACCUGUUGGCUUACUAUGAGCAUCUGUGUUUAUUUUAUGUGCAAGGUGCUCAAGACAGUAAAUAGCCAGAGCACAGAUUUGUCUGCCAGCACCGUUUCCCCUUCCUGGCUGAGUCACCAAACCAGUCUGAAGAGGAGGGUGAAAAGUGCAGAUCCUGUUUCAGUCUGAAGUAGACUGAAAGUAUAGCUGUCAGAAUUCUCUUCUGUCUAAGCAAUCCCUUCCCACUUCCCCAGGGAGCCACAUCUACUCCCAUCUGCAGCCCCUAACAUUCUCCAACUUGCUGCCCUGUGCUCACGGCUGCUCACCUCCCCCUGCCCACUACCACACUGAACGGCACUUGGGAAGCCCACUCGUUCUUGUGCCAUAUGGAUCAGUCAGCCUGCUGUACCUCAGCUAGGACAAGCCAGGCCUGACCUCUGCAAGGCAAACUUCAUGCCCAAGAACAGGCAUCCUCAAUCUACGGCCCGUGGGCCACAUGCCGCCCACCUAGGACAUUUAUCCGCCCGCAAGGUGUUUUUGCCACUGCUGCCUGUC